AUGGUCUCUCGGGCGAAUCUGUGUUGCAGGAAGCCCCACGUGAACGUCGGCACCAUCGGGCACGUCGGCCACGGCAAGACCACGCUCACCGCCGCGAUCACCAAGGUGCUGGCCGAGGCGGGGAGCUUUCAGGUUCAGCCGGUGGCGUACGCCCAGAUCGACAAGCCUCCCGAGGAGGAAGCUAGAGGAAUCGCCGUCUCCAUGGCUCGUGUCGAGUACGAGACCGCUAAGAGGCACUACACCCACGUGGACUGUCCGGGGCAUGCCGACUACGUCAAGAUCAUGAUCACGGGAGCUGCUCAAAUGGAUUGCGGUAUUCUCGUCGUGUCAACUAUGGAUGGCCUGAUGCCACAAACAAGGGAGCAUAUUAUUCUAGCUCGACAGGUUGGUGUGCCAUCACUUGUUUGUUUCUUGAACAAUGUUGAUUUGGUUGGAGAUGAAGAUGAAGAUUUAAUAGAAUUAGUGGAGAUGGAGAUUCGAGAGCUCCUCAGUUUCUACAAGUUCCCCGGCGAUGAGAUUCCUAUCAUCCGUGGAUCUGCUUUGGUAGCCUUGGAAGGAAGAGAUGAGGAGACCGGAAAGAAUGCUAUUUUAAAACUGAUGGAUGCCGUCGAUUCAUACAUCCCAGAUCCUGUGAGGGUGCUUGAUAAGUCUUUCUUGAUGCCAGUUGAAGGAAUUUUCUCAAUUCAGGGUUGUGCUACUGUAGUGACCGGACGUAUUGAACAAGGGAUGAUUGAAACUGGUGAGGAUGUUGAGGUCAUAGGUUUGACGGAGGGCGAUCCCGUGAAGACUACAGUUACUGGUGUUGAGAUGUUCAAAAAGAUGAUAGAUCAUGGUGAGGCUGGUGAAAAUGUUGGACUUCUUCUCCGCGGUCUUAAGCGUGGUGAUGUCCAUCGUGGCCAGGUGGUUUGCAAACCCGGGACUGUAAAGUCAUACAAAAAGUUUGAGGCCCAAAUUUACGUCCUUACCAAGGAUGAAGGUGGUCGCCACACUGCCUUCUUCUCCAAUUACAGACCACAAUUCUACUUCAGGACAGCUGAUAUCGGUGGGAAAAUCGAGUUGCCUCCGGACGUGAAAAUGGUUAUGCCUGGUGACAAUAUAACUGCAAUCUUCGAGUUGAUGUUGCCUGUUCCACUCGAACCAGGCCUAAGAUUUGCACUAAGGGAAGGAGGAAGGACCGUCGGCGUCGGAGUCGUCACUGAAGUCAUGAGCUAA
Messenger RNA from Triticum turgidum subsp. durum (durum wheat), 1212 nucleotides. The record is from the annotation of a GenBank genome assembly. NCBI's taxonomy places the organism in Eukaryota, Viridiplantae, Streptophyta, Magnoliopsida, Poales, Poaceae.